UCACUGAAAACGCAGGAAGCUUGAGUAUAAAACUCACUCAGAAAAAAAAAAAAAGAACACAUACUCAGAAGAAACCACAGGGCCUAUCGGCCUGUCGUCAUCGAGCAGACUAGAAUAGUGUAGAAAACCCUAGGCAGAGAGGAAAUGAACUUCAGAGAAGGGGAACACACGGCUGAGAAGAGAGAGGCAAGGGCAGGAGAGAAGGAGAUUGCUGAAGCCUGGGGCCCCGAGAUGGUCAGAGGAUGGGAGACGGGGCAGUGAAACAAGGCUUCCUGUAUCUUCAGCAGCAACAGACGUUUGGAAAGAAAUGGCGCCGCUUCGGGGCCUCACUGUAUGGAGAAUCGGACUGCGCCUUGGCCCGGCUGGAGCUGCAGGAGGGCCCGGAGAAGCCACGUCGGGGUGAGGCUGCCCGGAAGGUCAUCCGCCUCAGUGACUGCCUGCGGGUGGCCGAGGCCGGCGGAGAGGCCAGCAGCCCCCGGGACACCAGUGCCUUCUUCCUGGAGACCAAGGAGCGCCUGUACCUGCUGGCGGCCCCCGCUGCGGAGCGCGGCGACUGGGUGCAGGCCAUCUGCCUCCUGGCCUUCCCGGGGCAGAGGAAGGAGCCCUCGGGGCCAGAGGGAAAGCAGAGCCGGCCCUGCAUGGAGGAAAAUGAAUUGUACAGCAGCGCGGCCACAGUUGCCCCCCACAAGGAAUUUGCUGUGACCAUGAGACCUACAGAAGCCAGCGAGAGGUGCCACCUGCGGGGGUCUUAUACCCUCCGGGCUGGGGAGAGUGCCCUGGAGCUGUGGGGUGGGCCUGAGCCAGGGACCCAGCUGUACAACUGGCCCUACAGGUUUCUGCGGCGCUUUGGGCGGGACAAGGUAACCUUUUCCUUUGAGGCAGGCCGGCGCUGUGUUUCUGGAGAGGGCAACUUUGAGUUUGAAACCCGGAAAGGCAAUGAGAUCUUCUUGGCCCUGGAAGAGGCCAUCUCUGCCCAGAAGAAUAAUGCACCCACUACACUGCAACCCCAGCCAGCCACAAUCCCCGCCUCGCUGCCCCGGCCUGACAGCCCCUACUCCCGGCCCCAUGACUCGCUGCCGCCGCCUUCACCCACCACACCGGUGCCUGCUCCACGGCCUCGGGGCCCGGAGGGGGAGUAUGCCGUGCCCUUCGAUGCGGUGGCUCGUUCCUUGGGGAAGAACUUCAGGGGCAUCUUGGCAGUCUCUCCUCAGCUCCCGGCCGACCCUUUGUACGACAGCAUUGAGGAGCCCCCUCCUCCUCGACACGACCACAUAUACGAUGAGCCCGAGGGAGUGGCUGCCCUGUCCCUGUAUGACAGCCUACAGGAGCCCCGGGGUGAGGCAUGGAGGAGGCAGGCAACAGCUGACAGGGACCCUGGUGGCCUCCAGCAUGUCCGCCCAGCCGGGCAGGAUUUCUGUGCCUCUGGCUGGCAGCCAGGAACUGAGUAUGACAAUGUUGUGCUUAAGAAAGGCCCGAAGUAACAGAGGCAGCAGAGGGAUGGUCCACCGCCCCCUGGCUUCUGCUGGUGACUCCUCCUGACCACUGCAUCAGAAGAACCUCCUCUGCCCCUUCUGGAGCCCGAGGCCUGGCCUGCCUUCGUUGGGGCUGAUAAAUUGCCUCUCCCAGGGCCUGCUGGGUGAGUCACCAUCCCAAAGCAGGAAGGGUGCCCUGGAGAGAACCACCCUCCUCCUCCUCUUUUUCCACUUCCUCCUCUUUCUUUCCCCAGCUGAGGGGGAAACUGGGGCAUUUAGGGCAGAGGGCAAAGGAUGUCAGCAAUUGCCUGGCAUUUUCCUGCACCUUUCAGAUUUCUCGGUGCAGCUUCCUGCACCUUUCAGAUUUCUCGGUGGCAUUAAAGCAUUUUUGGAACA
This is a messenger RNA of Piliocolobus tephrosceles (Ugandan red Colobus), 1868 nucleotides long. RefSeq names its product docking protein 2 (gene DOK2). Gene Ontology annotation, biological process: positive regulation of MAPK cascade; Ras protein signal transduction; cell surface receptor protein tyrosine kinase signaling pathway. The record is from RefSeq and is a predicted model, not a curated record. Gene Ontology annotation, cellular component: cytoplasm. NCBI's taxonomy places the organism in Eukaryota, Metazoa, Chordata, Mammalia, Primates, Cercopithecidae. The transcript is spliced from 5 exons. Bases 243 to 1481 code for a protein of 412 amino acids.